GUCCCAAGUGCAGCUAGACAUAGCUUCGGCAUCCUCCAUCCAAGUUGUGGGAGUUGUGGAACCUCUCAUACAAAAUGCUGAGAUCCUCUUUCCAGGAGAUAUUAACUUCGAUGUCUCCAGUCUGUUCACUCCUCCAUUAGACAUCAAAAAUCAAAACAUCCUCACAAUAGAAGAACCUUCAGCAGUGUUUCUGCCUUCUGAAUCUAAUUCCCCUAUGCCUGAAGAAAGGAAAAAAUCUGAAGUUAUUCCAGAAACAGUGUCCUCAAAAGUGACCGAGUCUUCUACUGAAACAACCAUCUGCCCACCUACCUCUGCUUCUGCUGAUGAGACCUCACGAAAAACAAAGCGGGUGGCUCCACCCAGACCUACCAUGCCUCCACCCCAUCCUCAAACCACACCACUUGUUCAUCUUCACAUGCCUCCUCCUUCUCCAGAGUCUGUCUCCAUCCCUAAAGCCUUGCCUCGAAGAACAGUAGGGGGACCAGCACGAGCUCCAGUUAUGCCACCCCCACUUCCUCCCCAGCCAGCCAGAAGGCAGAGUCACAAAGCUCCACCAUCACCUAGGCCUCCUUCAGAAGCUAUGAACAAUAAGGCAGCUGCAGCUGAAGAGGAUUCUACUAAUGUCUGCAGUAGAGAAACUCCCAAAGAUUCCAUCCUUACAAAGAAAGAAGCCAAUGAAGGAAAAAUCAGCUCUCCAUCUGCUGCUGCUCAGAAAGUAGAAACUCUGGAGAAUGUUUGAGAGGAAGAGUUUUACUGGCUUUGCUUUUGCCUAUCCAAUUUGUUGCAAUUCUUUUCGCCCUGGUAUUUUGUUAAAUGUUCCCCAAAUGCCUCAAGGUGCAAGGGUCAUGUCUCUUGGGACCCUUAUGUAUGGUCUAUUUAAAUCAAACUCCCCCCCCAAAAAAUAAAUAGAAAAUCCUCUCCUCCUGUUUACAAACAUUAGAGCAUCAAUCAGUACAGGGUGUCCUUCAUGCAAUAUUUGAAUCCAAGCCCUGUACAGGAGCAGUGGUCUGAUACAACAUACCGUACUUCACUUUCCUACGAUUCUGUUAUCAGUCUAUAAAGCACAAAAUAGCUUUUCAUUAACAGUACUCUGCUUUUUUAUUAUUUUUGACAAAACAUUUGUGGAAGCUUCUGAAUAAAUGUUAAAAGAAGAUA
Molecule: messenger RNA, 1155 nt
Organism: Protobothrops mucrosquamatus (brown spotted pit viper)
Lineage: Eukaryota; Metazoa; Chordata; Lepidosauria; Squamata; Viperidae
Product: SH3 domain-binding protein 1-like
Exons: 4
Source: RefSeq, a predicted model, not a curated record